GUACAAAAGACUGUUAAUUAUUUGUUUUCAGCCCUCUAGUUUAGGUUUUCUUCUUCAAAGUAUUUUAGGUGCAGUAAUUUAUUUCAGCCACUGGGUGGCUUCAUGUUCAAUUUUGUUACAGCUUGUUUAUGGAUCUGAGUAGAGUGUUACGGUUCUCAAGGCUGACUCCGUUCAUAACCUCUUUCUAUUGUGUGCGUCCAUUGAAUGAAACCACACACACACACACACGCCACACACACACCUGUGCCCUUAUAUGUAUAGCUGAACCUCCAGAGCUAAUUAAAACCAAGUAAAGCUCAAUUCUGGACUUGGACAUUCUCUUCUUUCACUAACUCACCUGAACAUAUAUAUCAGCUGUUCUAACCCGACACCCUGGAGUGAUUGUUCAUCCACAACUGAACCAGCUACAGUCUUCAUUACAAUUUUGGUCCUUCGAGCCGGAUUAAGCAACCACUACAGUCAAUAUGUCAAGGCCACAUGAGAAACAUUGGAGAGAUGUAAACCUCCCACAGAGAUCGAGGCAUGUACCAUCAUAUCUCCAGAAUUAUGAGGUCAGCUAUACACCAAGGCACCACAUUACUGAGGAGGAGCAGCCAUCUUCAUCUGAAAUGCGCAGAUAUCUUCAAAGCAUGAGAGAGGAAAGCGACCAACUACGCAGAGAGGUCCAGCGUCUUACAGAUAUAAUCCAACAAUCUCCUGGACAGGCAUCAAAACCUCAGUCACAGUCCAAGUGUAGAGAAGAGGACACAUCUACUACACCAGCACCUACUAGUAAGCCGACGCCAUAUAGUGGCCACACAGGCCCACGUCAGGCAGUAAGUGCCCCCUCGGUGAUUAAUGAUGUUCCUCCAACUCCACAAAGCCACCGACGUGACCCCAUUGAGGACCUGGAUCGCUGUCUGCAGGAAGUGGGAUUACUCAGCAAAGAUGACAUUUCUCCUGUAACAUCUCGAAGCUCAUCUCCCUUCUCCCAAGCCAAGCCUAUGGAUUUCAAUACUGAUGAUUGUAUGGAACCAGAGUCAUCACAUCAAAGAGAGUCUAAAUCACACCGUAAAGCUUGUGAUAAAUCAUGUGAUAGCAAAAGGCCACAUUUUAAAGCAGCAUCCAACUCUGAUGUCAAGUAUUAUCCCAACUAUGAGGAUGAUUAUGACCGCUAUAAUGAGCCCUAUCACCAUGAUGACAGAUCUCACCAUUAUUAUGGUGUCUCUCCAUUCAAGUCAAGUCACCCAGACCACGGUGACGAAUAUGGCCCAAUGAGGCCCAACCGACCAAGUAGUCCAAGCGCUCGCCAUGAUAGCCGCUACUAUGGAGCAGAGAGGAGACAAUCUUCUGAUUACAGGGAUCACCAUGAUGAUUACCAUGCAACACUCUAUGAAUGUGACAGAGAGAGAUGUCGGGGAGGCAGAUACUCAUCUGACCACCAACAUUCCCCCCAUCUAGAUCCUUCUUUUGGUAAAUCCUCAGCGCUAGAGUAUUACCAUGGUCCCAAACCGACUAUCCCUUACUUCAAGUCCGAGGACCCUCGUGAGUUUGCCAGAUUGAAACUAGCCCUCGACAACUUGCUCCCAUAUGACGCUCCAGAGCAUUUUAAGUUUCAAAUACUCACAGAUCAUCUCAAAUGUGAAGAGGCGCUACUUAUAGCCGACUCAUACAGUAACAGUCCACUCCCAUUUACGGACACUAUAAGAGCGCUCACUGAGAUGUAUGGUCAACCGCAGCAGCUGGCGCUGAAGAGGAUUUCUGAUUUAAUGGAUGGACCUAAUAUCAGACCUGGGGACAUUAAAGCAUUUAAGUCUUUUGCCCUUCAAGUUCGAGCCUUAGUAGGAAUGCUGCAGCAACUUGGAAGCCAAGGAUGGACAGAACUGAGAUGUGCAUCACAUGUCUCUCGUCUCCUAGUGAAGUUGCCACACGACCUAAGAGCACACUUUCAUAGAUUUGUGAACCCUGUUCAUACUCCAGUUCCAACCCUGCUUGAUCUGGCUGACUGGCUUGAGUACGAAGUACGAGUUCAAGUUAGUGGUGAUCAAUACAGCAGUACCUCCAAUAGAGAGAGACAAGCUCCACCCAAGAGCCGACAUCCUGACUACAAGUCACAAAGAUCUACAGCGAUUCUACUUGGCAGUCAGUCUCCUCAGUCAAAGAUGAAAUCAGAUAGGACUCCAGCUAUGAGAGAGAUCUCUCAGGACAAACCAAAGAAAUACUGUCCCUUCUGCGAUACAGAGCUUCAUUAUUUGAACCAGUGCAGCAACUUCAAAAUCCUGUCAGUAGAGCAGAGGACAGAGUGGAUUAAAGCAAACAGACGAUGCUGGCGCUGCGGUCGGGAACAUCAGGCUGUCAGGUGCAAUCUCAAAGCCAAGUGCAAACAAUGUGAAAGGAAGCAUUUGGAUAUCCUGCACGAGGUUAAUACCAGCCAAAUAAGCACAGCACCUGUCGAACCUCAACCACCUCAGCCGAGCACAUGCCUAGUGAGUUCUGUUUCAGAGACACUGUACGUUGAUCGGCCAGUUAGAAGCAACCAAGUGUUACUCAAGUUGUGCCGUGUCAUACUCCAGAGCGGUCCAAAGGUACUAGAGACCUACGCAAUACUGGAUGAUGGAUCAGAGCGCACAAUACUCCUACAUGAUGCUGCUCUUAGCCUGGGCCUUCAAGGGAAGCCUGAAGAUCUCACACUUCGUACCGUCCGGCAAGAAGUCUGCACUAUUAACGGUGCCACUGUCUCCUUCUCAGUUGCUCCAGCUUCACAGCCUAGUAAGUCAUACCAGGUCAACAAAGCUUUCACGGCUAAACAGCUAAACUUAGCCUGCCAUACCUACCCAGUUGAAGUUCUGCAGGAAAAGUAUCGCCAUCUCAGAGACAUUCCGCUGCCAUCCAUUAAAUGUGCCCAGCCAUUGCUGCUGAUAGGGUCAGAUAACCCACAUCUAGUUACGCCAGUGGAACCAGUACGUCUCGGUCCACCAGGUGGACCUGCAGCAGUUCAUACGAGGUUAGGAUGGACUUUACAAGGCCCCACAAGUCUGUUAUGCCAUCAACUGUCUCCACAACAGUGCCUCUUCACUAAGUGCAAUCCACCGGAAGCAGAGCUUCUAAGUCAUGUGGAAAAGUUGUGGCAGCUAGAUACGCUGCCAUACAGGAGUGAACGGUUGAUUACCAGGUCAAGAGAAGAUUUGGAGGCAGUCCGCAUACUGGAAGAUAAGACCACCAGAGUAAUGGUCGAUGGUGUGAACAGGUAUGCGACACCAUUGUUAUGGAAACGGGACUUCCCACCCCUCCUUUCACCUAAAGAAGCUGUCUUACCACAGCUGCGUGGGACAGAGAAACGGCUAGUAAAAGACCCAGAAAAAGCCACCAUUUACUCUAGAGAAAUCCACAAGCUCAUUGAUGCUGGUUACGUCAAAGCCAUAACCCCAACUAAGGCAAAGGAGAGCAACUAUUCAUGGUUCAUUCCACACCACAUUGUUCAACACAAUGGGAAGUACAGAAUAGUCUUCAAUUGCUCCUUCAUCUUUAAUGAGCAGAGCAUCAAUGAUCACCUUCUUCCUGGGCCCACACUUGGAGCCAGUCUUCUGGGAGUCCUCCUUAGGUUCCGAGAGCACCCCGUGGCUAUCAGCAGUGAUGUGAAGGGAAUGUUUCAUCAGGUACGCCUGUUGGAUGAGGAUAAACCCUUCCUUCGUUUCCUGUGGAGAGAUGUUAAAGUGGACCAGGAACCUACUAUCUAUGAGUGGCAAGUGCUCCCCUUUGGUACAACGUGCAGUCCAUGUUGCGCCGCCUUUGCAUUACAAAGUCAUGUCCAAAAACACACAGCACCAGAGGAGGAUGCCCGCCAAUCAGUAGAACGUUGUUUCUAUGUUGAUAACUGUCUGCAGAGUCUUCAGUCAGAGAACCAGGCCAAGCAGCUGGUGAAUCGACUGCACACAGUACUCAUGGAAGGUGGAUUUGAGCUCAGAGAAUGGGCCAGCAAUGUUCCUGCUGUCAUCAAACACCUACCCAAAGAAUUAAGAUCAGAAAGCAGCACACUUUGGUUCACACAACAAACAGCUAACCCUCAAGAACGUACACUUGGACUGUUGUGGCAGUGUAAGUCAGACACACUCUGCUAUAAGCAGCACAACCGUGACUGUCUUGAACCAACUAUGCGCAACAUCUAUCGUCUUCUUGCCCAACAAUACGAUCCUCUGGGAUACAUUAUUCCAUAUACGACCAGAGCUAAGAUCAUUGUACAGCGACUUUGGGACAAGAAGAGAGGUUGGGAUGAUCCCAAUCUCCCUGAAGAUCUGCUCCAAGCUUGGAAGUCAUGGGAGGAAGAGCUUCCCCAGUUGUCCCAGAUCGCUUUACCCAGAUGUUACACUGACCACAACACAGAUCGUAGUACCAUCAGUCAGACCAUCCAUGUGUUUUGUGACGCAUCUGAACGUGCUUAUGGAUCAGUGGCGUACCUGCGUAGUGAUAACGGGGAUGGACAGAUACAAGUUGCAUUCUUAGCUGCCAGAUCCAGAGUUGCCCCAAAGAAGCAACUAUCGAUACCUCGACUCGAGUUAUGCGGUGCUCUAACUGGAGCACAGUUAGCUUCAGUGCUGCUGAAAGAACUCACCAUCAAGAUCCAAAAAGUGGUAUACUGGACUGAUUCCACCACCGUACUCAACUGGCUCAAAUCCAAUUCCUGCAGAUAUAAAGUGUUUGUAGGUACAAGGGUUGCAGAGAUACAGGAAUUAUCAGAUAUCAAAUCCUGGCAUUACAUUGAUUCUGCCUCCAACCCAGCAGAUGAUAUCACCAGAGGGAAAACAUUAGCCCAACUGACUGAAAAAAGUCGUUGGACUCAUGGACCAUCCUUCCUCCUGCAGGCAUCUGAUCAGUGGCCUGAAUCACCAACUGACCACUUUAUCGAGGAAACAGAGGAGUUGAGGAGCCCAGUAUUCUGUGGUCUAACUAGCUCACCCCAACCGACUCUUCCUGACAUGCAGCAGUUUAACACCUUUCAAGAGCUACUAGAAGCAACUGCAAGAGUACUCGAUGGGGCGGCCAGUGACAAGUCUCCCACUGCUGAUGACUAUCACAAGGCUGAGUUAGCCCUUUUCAGACAGGCUCAGAUGGAGAACUUCCCAGAAGAAAUGACGUUACUCAAAUCGGGAAAAGCUCUUCCAUCUACCAGUAGAGUGCUCACACUCGCCCCUGAAUAUGAUCAGACCUCAGGUCUAAUCCGUGUUGGAGGAAAUGGAGAGGCAACCCUCAAGUCCCAAGGAUGGCAGAUCUUCCACCCUCCAGUUUGA
This is a messenger RNA of Xiphophorus hellerii (green swordtail), 5264 nucleotides long. RefSeq lists its product as uncharacterized. The coding region runs from base 465 to 5264 and encodes 1599 amino acids. The record is from RefSeq and is a predicted model, not a curated record. NCBI's taxonomy places the organism in Eukaryota, Metazoa, Chordata, Actinopteri, Cyprinodontiformes, Poeciliidae. The transcript has 3 exons.